CGGGGUAGGAUAUAGUGACCUUGAGACGGAGGUGGUGCCCCCUCACGACUUCCUUUGACAUUACUGACGUCACGAAAAGAAUGGCGACCUGCACGAAGUUUCGAUCUGCCGUGCUCUUGAGGCGAGCUUUCCAGGGCCAAGGGCGGAGAUGGAGCCACGCCAAGAUUACAACCCAUUACACUAUAGUUCCACGAGAAAACGACCCAAGAUGGAAAGAAGUGGACAUGAGCCGGGUUUCGGACGAAGCCGACGUAGUCAUCGUGGGUGGAGGGCCGGCCGGGCUGUCGGCCGCCAUUCGUCUGAGGCAGCUUGCAAUCGAAGCCGACAAGGAACUGAGGGUGUGCCUGGUCGAGAAAGCCUCUCAGAUCGGCGGACAUACGCUUUCCGGCGCCUGCAUCGAGCCUGGUCCGCUGAUAGAGCUGUUCCCGGAUUGGAAAGAAAGAGGCGCCCCACUGCACACCCCCGUGAAAGAAGACGAAUUCUACUUUUUUACGGAGAAAUCCCAGUUCAAGAUUCCAGUCUUCAAAGGCCUUCCCAUGUACAACCACGGAAACUACAUUGUGCGGCUUGGGAACGUGGUUGCCUGGCUGGGCACCCAGGCGGAGGAGUUGGGUGUUGAAAUCUACCCCGGCUAUGCAGCCAGUGAGGUGCUGUACCACGAGGAUGGCAGCGUCAAGGGCAUUGCCACCAAUGACGUUGGCAUUGCCAAAGACGGUUCUCCCAAGGACACCUUCGAGCGGGGCAUGGAGCUGCACGCCAAGUGCACAGUCUUUUCGGAGGGGUGCCACGGCCACCUGGCCAAGCAGCUGUUCAAGAAGUUUGACCUGCGCAAGAACUGCCAGCCGCAGACGUACGGCCUGGGCCUCAAGGAGCUCUGGGAGGUAGACCCGGCGAAGCACCGGCCGGGCCUGGUCAUGCACAGCAUCGGGUGGCCCCUCGACAAGGACGUCUACGGGGGCUCGUUCCAGUACCACCUGGACGAAGGGGCGCCCCUGGUGUCCCUCGGGUUCGUGGUGGGCCUGGACUAUUCCAACCCGUACGUGAGCCCCUUCAAGGAGUUCCAGCGCUACAAGACGCACCCGGCCAUCCGGAAGGUGCUCGAGGGAGGCAAGCGCAUCGGCUACGGGGCCAGGGCGCUCAACGAGGGAGGGCUCCAGAGCCUGCCCAAGCUGAGUUUCCCUGGCGGCUGCCUGGUUGGCUGCAGUCCGGGGUUCAUGAACGUGCCCAAGGUUAAGGGAACGCACAACGCUAUGCGCAGUGCCAUGCUGGCCGCCGAAGCCAUCUUUGAGCGUAUCUUCAGCGAGGCUUCUUCCCCGACUAAAGGUCUGGAACCGACGAGCUACGAAGAGAGGGUACGCAGCAGUCCACUGUGGAAGGAGCUCAGCUCCGUGCGCAACAUCCGGCCUUCCUUCAACUCAGCCCUGGGUAUCUAUGGGUCGGUGCUCUACACGGGGAUCUUCUACUUCCUCGGCAGGGGAAAGGAGCCCUGGACGCUGUCGCACCACGGUUCGGAUGACAGCAAGCUGAAGCCCGCCAAGGAGUGCAAGCCCAUCGAUUACCCCAAGCCGGACAAUGUGGUGUCCUUCGACCUGCUUUCCUCGGUGGCCCUGACGGGGACCAAUCACGAGGGGGACCAGCCGGCGCACCUCACCCUGCGCGACGACGACGUGCCCGUUGACCGGAACCUGGCCGUCUUUGAUGGGCCCGAGCAACGUUUCUGUCCCGCAGGGGUCUACGAGUAUGUACCAGUCGAGAAAGGCGAAGGGAUGCGUCUGCAGAUCAACGCUCAGAACUGCAUCCACUGCAAGACGUGCGACAUCAAAGACCCCAGCCAGAACAUUAACUGGGUGACGCCCGAGGGGAGUGGAGGCCCUGCCUACACCGGCAUGUGAAGCGGCGCUUCAUCGCAGACUACUCUAGAGGAAGGAUGCGAGCUCCUGCUACCUCGCCUCAAAGGCCAGCAACUUUGGGCACAGUCGUAAACACGUCAACAGAAGGUUUGCUCGACUACACCUCCAAACAAAAGCUGUAUUUUACGAGGGUGGGGUGGGUCGUAAGCUGUAUAAAUAAAAACAAAGUGUUUAGUUUUAA
This is a messenger RNA of Ixodes scapularis (black-legged tick), 2091 nucleotides long. It is a transcript of the gene Etf-QO, whose product is annotated as electron transfer flavoprotein-ubiquinone oxidoreductase, mitochondrial. Bases 81 to 1892 code for a protein of 603 amino acids. Lineage: Eukaryota; Metazoa; Arthropoda; Arachnida; Ixodida; Ixodidae. The record is from RefSeq and is a predicted model, not a curated record. Gene Ontology annotation, biological process: electron transport chain. Gene Ontology annotation, cellular component: mitochondrial inner membrane. The transcript is spliced from 13 exons. Gene Ontology annotation, molecular function: electron-transferring-flavoprotein dehydrogenase activity; iron-sulfur cluster binding.